CCCUCUGCCCAACCACCCUGACACCAGCGCCACCACACUGCGGCGGAGUUGUCGGGAGAACCCUGAACAGGGGAAGGGGGGUCGCCCGGGCCGACCAAAGACGGCGCUCUCCUCCAGGAAACAGGUGACGAAGAUGUUGGCCGUGGUGGUGAUCCUCUUCGCUCUGCUGUGGAUGCCGUACCGGACGUUAGUUCUGAUCAACUCUUUUGUGUCCACGCCGUAUCUGGACGCCUGGUUCCUCCUGUUUUGUCGGACAUGCAUUUACGCCAACAGCGCCAUAAACCCCGUGAUAUACAACGCCAUGUCUCAGAGGUUUCGCUCUGCGUUUCGCGGACUUUACCGUUGCCAGCGGCCCGAAGGAAUUCAGAGGACACUGUCGACAAUCCAGACCGGCCUCAGCACCAGAGACCCGCGGACAUCCCACGCCAGCAGAACAGCAGCCGAUAAAAAGGCCAAGAUGACCGUCCUGAACACCACCACCGAUCUGACUACGAAGCAGAACGGAAGCAGCCACCAGGAGGCGAGCGAGAAAAAAGCCAAACAUCCGUCUGACAUCACAACAGCUGCCUUCAGUUUCUGUGUGCGUCCCUCAGAAACGCUGCCAUCUGGAGGUGAAGACGUGGCUCAGCCGUCCGCAAACGCUGCCACGGACAAACAGGAAAACAA
Paralichthys olivaceus (Japanese flounder) is the source of this 666-nucleotide messenger RNA. The record is from RefSeq and is a predicted model, not a curated record. NCBI's taxonomy places the organism in Eukaryota, Metazoa, Chordata, Actinopteri, Pleuronectiformes, Paralichthyidae.